GGCACUGAAACCGUACAUACAUAAAUACAGGCAUACUGAGACCAUGGAAUGGACUCUAGAGUUGUGUGCUAUUUUUAAGCCGGGCGGAAGGACGCUUACCUGUAUGUAGAGUAAUGGAUCACGGGGAAAAUAAUAACCAGCCACUACUCGCGGCCUCGUCCUCACCGGAAGAACAUCGUCAUGAUAUCUCCGCCGCGACUGCAAUUUUCAGCGCUGACUCUCCUGACAUUCCUCCCAUCAACACUCCCAAAGAUUUCUUUACUCAAUUCUUGAUCGAGUCCAAGAAGCUCUGGUACCUCGCCGCCCCCGCCAUUUUCACCUCCAUUUCCCAGUAUUCCCUCGGCGCCAUCACUCAGGUCCUCGCCGGUCACGUCGGCGCCCUCCAACUUGCUGCCUUCUCCGUCGAGAACUCCGUCAUUGCCGGCUUCUGCUUCGGCUUCAUGCUUGGGAUGGGAAGCGCGCUGGAGACGCUUUGCGGGCAGGCGUACGGGGCUGGGCAGCUUGAUAUGUUAGGGAUUUACAUGCAAAGGUCAUGGGUGAUUCUGAACUCGACGGCUCUGAUUCUGACUCCGUUGUACAUCUUCGCGAGGCAAAUCCUGAAAGCGAUAGGGCAGAAGACGGCGAUCGCGGACGCGGCGGGUCUGUUCGCUCUUUGGAUGAUCCCGCAGCUGUUUGCGUACGCGAUGAACUUUCCGAUCCAGAAGUUCUUGCAGGCGCAGAGCAGGAUCAUGGCCAUGGCGUGGAUAUCUGCUGCGGUGCUGGUGGUGCACACGGUGAUGAGCUGGUUGCUGAUGCUGAAAUUGAAGUGGGGCCUGGUCGGAGCGGCGGUCGUCCUGAACUCGUCGUGGUGGCUCGUCGUGCUCGGUCAACUGGUCUACAUCUUCACCGGAACGUGUGGGAGAGCUUGGAGUGGCUUCUCCUUCCAAGCCUUUAAGAAUCUGUGGAGCUUCCUUCGCCUCUCUCUGGCCUCCGCCGUUAUGCUCUGCUUGGAGGUGUGGUAUUUCACGGCUCUGAUUCUCUUCGCUGGAUAUCUUAAAAACGCUGAAGUUUCAGUGGAUGCCCUGUCUAUUUGCAUCAACAUACUGGGUUGGACUAUAAUGGUCUCCUUCGGAUUGAACGCAACCGUAAGUGUGAGAGUAUCGAAUGAACUCGGAGCAGGACAUCCAAGAGCAGCAAAGUUUUCGCUGUUAGUGGCUGUAAUGACGUCGUUGAUGCUGGGAAUUGUGUUGGCUCUGAUCCUCAUCAUCUUCCGGAAUGAGUAUCCAUCCUUGUUCUCCAGCGACAAAGAGGUGCAAGAGGCGGUCAAGAAUCUCACACCCAUGUUGGCUUUCUGCAUCGUUAUCAACAACGUCCAGCCUGUUCUCUCCGGCAUCGCCGUCGGAGCAGGCUGGCAAGCCAUUGUUGCUUACGUCAACAUCGCUUGUUACUACCUCUUCGGCAUCCCUCUCGCUCUUCUCUUGGGUUUCAAGUUCGACCUUGGAGUCAUUGGAAUUUGGUCUGGAAUGUUGUCGGGAACCAUUUUACAGACAAUCGUUCUAACCAUAAUGGUUUGGAAAACCAACUGGAACAAAGAGGCAUCACUUGCAGAAGAUAGGAUCAAGAAGUGGGGUGGGCAUGCUGAUUCAGGAGAGAGUGAAACGGGAAAGACAGAAGAAACUUGAAGCCGAAGGUGCAGAAAAUUCUUGCUUAGCUUUGCUCAGAUUUUUAUAAAGUUUUUAGUUGUUUUCAUUUGAGGGAUGAAUGUUGGGAAAUAACUCCUCAGAGGGAUUGAUGGUGCCUCUCUUUUAAUUUUCUUCCUGCACUCAAAUAGGUAGGUGAUUUUGAAUAAUAACACAAAAGUUAAACCCAAAACAAGAAAACAAGAAACAAAAACCUACUAAUGUGAGUGCAGGAAGGAAACAAGAAGGGAUAGGUGCACCAGAAGACUAACAAAGGUCCUAGACAUGUUGGCGAAACUUGUGCAUUUUUAGAGCAUGGAUAGAAAUUAAUAAUUUAGCUUUGGUAAA
Molecule: messenger RNA, 2006 nt
Organism: Prosopis cineraria
Lineage: Eukaryota; Viridiplantae; Streptophyta; Magnoliopsida; Fabales; Fabaceae
Product: protein DETOXIFICATION 29-like
Exons: 7
Coding region: 114-1661 (515 amino acids)
Biological process (GO): xenobiotic detoxification by transmembrane export across the plasma membrane
Cellular component (GO): vacuolar membrane
Molecular function (GO): antiporter activity; xenobiotic transmembrane transporter activity
Source: RefSeq, a predicted model, not a curated record